Molecule: messenger RNA, 3194 nt
Organism: Corylus avellana
Lineage: Eukaryota; Viridiplantae; Streptophyta; Magnoliopsida; Fagales; Betulaceae
Gene: ABA3
Product: molybdenum cofactor sulfurase (LOS5) (ABA3)
Biological process (GO): Mo-molybdopterin cofactor biosynthetic process
Molecular function (GO): molybdenum ion binding; molybdenum cofactor sulfurtransferase activity; pyridoxal phosphate binding
Source: RefSeq, a predicted model, not a curated record
AGGAGCAACGCAGCCACGCUCGUUUGUGGUUUUUUUCUUUUCGUAGCUCUCUCUCUCUCUCUCGCUGAAAAUCCGAAGCUCAUGGAUACAGACAAGGAAGAGUUUCUCAGGGAAUUCGGUGCGGAUUACGGGUACCCAAACGGGCCCAAAACCAUCGAUGAAAUCCGAGCUACCGAGUUCAAAAGAUUAGACGGUCUUGUAUACUUGGACCAUGCUGGGGCAACUUUGUACUCUGAGUUGCAGAUGGAAGCAGUCUUUAAAGAUCUCGCCACUAGUGUUUAUGGAAAUCCUCAUAGCCAAAGUGACUACAGCUCCACUACUUGUGGCAUCAUGAAGGAGGCUCGCCAACAGGUCCUUGAUUAUUUUAAUGCUUCCCCAAAGGACUACAAGUGCAUAUUCACUUCUGGGGCAACUGCAGCAUUAAAGCUGGUUGGGGAGGCCUUUCCAUGGAGCCACCAGAGCAGUUUUAUGUACACGAUGGAGAAUCACAAUAGUGUACUCGGGAUCAGAGAAUAUGCUCUUGGUCAAGGAGCUGCAGCCUUUGCAAUAGAUAUUGAAGAGACUCUGCAUCAUGUAGCAUCAAGAAGCACUGUAGUGCCUGUCAGGGUAUCCCAGCACCAAAUACAAAGGAGAAGUGAAGCAAGAUUCCUUGAGAAGGAGCCAACAGGUGACACAUAUAACUUAUUUGCCUUUCCCUCAGAGUGCAAUUUCUCAGGCUUGAGAUUCAACCUUGACUUAGUGAAGAUUAUUAAGGAAGAUUCAGAAAGAAUCUUGGAAGGCUCUCCGAUUUGCAAUGGGCGCUGGAUGGUACUGAUUGAUGCGGCAAAAGGAUGUUCAACCAACCCGCUAGAUUUAUCAAAGCAUCCUGCAGAUUUUGUUGUUGUCUCCUUCUAUAAGCUAUUUGGCUAUCCAACUGGACUUGGAGCUCUCAUUGCCCGAAAUGAUGCUGCAAAGUUAUUGAAAAAAGCCUACUUUAGCGGAGGCACAGUUGCUGCCUCAAUUGCUGACAUUGACUUUGUUAAAAGAAGAGAAGAGGUUGAGGAACUGUUUGAGGAUGGCACCACUUCAUUCUUGAGCAUAGCAUCUAUUCGUCAUGGGUUUAAAAUUCUGAAUUCCCUAACCAUAUCAUCGAUAUCCCAGCAUACAGCAUCACUUACUAUGUAUGUGAGGAAGACGCUUUUGGCCUUAAUUCAUGACAAUGGAGCCAGUGUGUGCACAGUAUACGGAAGUGACAGUUUAAAGGUAUCAUGUCAUGAGUGGGGUCCUAUUGUUUCAUUCAACUUGAGAAGGCCAGAUGGUUCUUGGUUUGGAUACCGUGAAGUGGAAAAACUGGCAUCUUUAUCUGGAAUUCAGUUACGGACAGGAUGCUUUUGCAAUCCUGGAGCAUGUGCAAAAUAUCUUGGCUUGUCUCACUCAGAUCUUCUUUCAAACGUUGAGGCUGGCCAUGUUUGCUGGGAUGACUAUGAUGUAGUUAAUGGAAAACCAACGGGAGCUGUAAGAGUGUCCUUUGGUUAUAUGUCAACAUAUGAAGAUGCCAAGAAAUUUAUUGAUUUCGUGAGAGGUUCCUUUGUAUCAUUACCAAAUCAAAUUGGAUGUGGGUAUCACUUUAGAGAAAGGUCCAUCCCCUUUCCAGACAAAGAUAAGAAAUGGUUUGCAGGUUUUAUGGCCAUUCUGGUCAUGCUUAUUCCCUACAUGUCACACCACAGUUAUUCUAGAGUCGAGCUUAUUCUGCCAAAGUUCCUAAUUGGGAUGAAGCAUCUUUUAGGAUGUACAUACAACUCGAAGGCAUUUUGUGUCUUUUGGGUUCCUGAAGGUUCUGGAAGCAGACUCCUGGCUGGUAGUUUCUACCUAAACUCCAUUACGAUCUACCCUAUAAAAUCAUGUGCAGGAUUCAGCACAGAAAGUUGGCCUCUGAGUAAUACCGGUAUUGGACAUUGUCUGAGAUAUGAUCGUGAGUGGAUUCUUAAAAGCUUAACUGGUGAAAUUCUUACCCAAAAGAAGGUUCCAGAAAUGUGCCUUAUAGGUACUUCUAUUGACCUUCAUCAAGGAAUACUAUUUGUAGAAUCUCCACGUUGCAAAGAGAGGCUGCAGAUCAGCCUUGAGUCAGAAUCGUAUAAUGGUAGUGGAGAAGAAAUUUGUAUUCGUGGCCAGAGAUAUGAAGGCCAGGGUUACAACAAUGAAGUCAAUAGUUGGUUUAGCCAUGCACUCGGGCAACCUUGCUGUUUGUUGCGGUGUUCGAUGUCCACCAGUUAUUAUUUGAAUAAGAGCGGAAGUGUGGGAAUGUGUAGAGAUGGGCAGAGCAGAUUGAAUUUUUCCAAUGAAGCUCAGUUCUUAUUAAUAUCCAAGGAGAGCGUAUCUGACCUAAAUAACAGAAUAAGUUCAAAUGCAAAGAAGGGUUCUUCCGGAGUGCCAGUUGAAGUCAGUCCAAUGAGAUUUCGGCCUAACCUUGUCAUAUCUGGAGGCGAACCUUAUGCAGAAGAUGGAUGGAGAAAUCUUAAAAUUGGGGAUAACUAUUUUACAUCGCUGGGUGGAUGCAACCGUUGCCAGAUGAUCAAUCUUGUGAACAAAGCUGGGCAAGUGAAGAAGUCAAAUGAACCUUUGGCUACUUUAGCAUCAUAUAGGAGAGUGAAGGGGCAGAUUUUAUUUGGGUUACUACUGAGAUAUGAGAUUGGUGAUGGAGUAGAGCAGGAACCUGAGUCGUUGCUUCAAGUAGGACAAAAAAUACAUCCAAAUUCUUUUUAGCUUCGAGGAAUGAGUUCACACACUUGCCUGCGCCAUCUGGAGAACGGAGUUGGCGAUCUGUUUCUGGAACUUUAGAUGAGCAUUCACAUUUAUUCGUAAUUCAUACAAAUAAAUCUCUCAGAAUCAAGGUAUACUGAUAAUUGCGUUGCAACAUCUGAAAACGGAUCAAUAGGUUACUUGUCCUCUACACUAGUAUUCAAAAAACACUGGUACAUUCUAAGCAAGUCAGAAAAGGAGUAAUACAUGAUUCUUUGAAAUUUCAUAGUGCUAGAGCGACUAUAGGGUCAUAAAUUUUGUAGCUUCUUUAUUUUUAUUUCUGAUGAUGCUGUAUGAAAGAAUUGAUGGAAACCAUCACAUCGUCAUUUUAUGUUUCCGUUGUAUAAUAUUUUAACAUUGGUAUUAGAGUCGGCUCUUGUGUAUUUAUUUUUAAAAAUAGUGGUUCUUGUAUUACA